UUUGUAUGUUAUAUUUGUGGCUCUAUUGAAAAAAACAAGUAUCCCUUUGCAAGGGAUUGAUACAAAUUAGCGUUGAACAAUUGAAAGAAUCGAUGCCCUUUUGUAGAAGUCAUCACUAAAUCUUGUAGUAUCAAUAGAAAUUUGUGUGUUAAUGGCGAAUUGCCCCACCUGCUUUGGAAAGCCAUGUGGUUUCCAAUACUAUACUUCGUGAUCAAAGUGGGUUCAGCUUGCCAAGUAGUGGGCUUCAAGCAUUGCCCUCAUGUUCCCACACUCACCCUCCAAACACGAAACAGAACUCGCCUACUACCUCCUAAUUAGCCUCCACUAAUCUUAGUUGGAGACAAGCUAAGAUUUUUCAGAGAAAUUUAUUGGUAUUUCUGUUGCUUAAUUAAUUAGCACAAAAUCCUUUUUAUGGCCACAACCACAAUCUGAGAUUAUUGUGGAUUAGGCAGUUAGAUUAGUGCUAACAGAUUAAGAGUCACCUUGUUUCAAGCACCUUGUGGAUAACUACAAAACAAAAGCAUAGAAACCGCCACUUUCUCAACUGCCUAUACAACUGCCAUUACAUCUACAUAAGCAACCUCUUCUCCUUUGGUUACGCUUCUUUUUUAUUGUCCUUUCGAAAUUCAAUCUCCUUAACCUUAACUUCUCAAACAGGGAUGACAAACCACAAUACCGAUCCCGACCCUGAUUUCGGCCUUCCAUCAUCUUCUUCAAUCCCUACCACAUACUACCAUCAAAAUCCACGUAAAAAACGAACUAAGUUGAUCAAGAUUGAACCAAGUUUGCUCCCUUCUAGUACAAUAUCCAAGCCAAAAUAUUACAAAAAGCCUGACCCUUCUGCACCAAAGAUCACAAGACCUUGUACUGAGUGUGGCAAGAAGUUUUGGUCCUGGAAAGCACUCUUUGGUCACAUGAGAUGUCACCCUGAAAGACAGUGGCGUGGCAUUAAUCCACCUCCCAAUUAUCGCAGGCCUGUUUCGCCUAUUCAACUGUUAAGUAUUGUUAGUUCUACUAAUUGGGAAGACAUGUUGACCGCAGAGGAUCAUGAGGUGGCUUCAUGUUUGUUAAUGUUGGCUAAUAGUGAUGGUGCAAUAAUGUUGGAGCGUAACGAGUUUGGUGGUGGGGUUGUUGCUGGUAGUUCUCAUCAAGCUCAAGAUCAUGAUCAAGUGAAUUGUACUCGUGUCGAGUGUUCGAGUUGUGAGAAGGUUUUUGGGUCACACCUGGCACUAGGGGGUCGUAGGGCCAGUCACAAGAAUGUGAAGGGUUGUUUUGCUAUAAAGAGGAAUGAUGGUUGUGAGGUAGUUGAGGAUCAUAGUGGGAGUGGUGAUGUGAAGGAGAAUGUGGAAGAUAAUAGCAAGGCAUUGAUGGUGUUAGGGCACAGGUGUAGUAUUUGCUCGAGGGUGUUUCCUAGUGGACAGGCACUGGGCGGACACAAGAGGUGCCAUUGGGAGAAAGGGGAAGAAAUCUCAUCAUCCAUAAAUCAAGGAGGACUUCAUGUUCUUACAGAAAAGGAAGGUAGUGUGUUGGACCUCAAUUUGCCAGCCCCAGUGGAAGAUGAAUCAUCCUCUUUUUAUUCCUCAGGUCUCACUUUGGACUUGAGAUUGGGCCUCUGAAGGAAGACUGCGUUCUUUUUCUUGUAAGGGUUCUUUUACUAAAACUUGGUAUGUGACUGAUCUGUAACGUUAGCUUCAAUUAGUACAUAUACUAGUAUUCUGUAUCA
Molecule: messenger RNA, 1723 nt
Organism: Populus trichocarpa (black cottonwood)
Lineage: Eukaryota; Viridiplantae; Streptophyta; Magnoliopsida; Malpighiales; Salicaceae
Product: zinc finger protein ZAT3
Exons: 1
Coding region: 660-1616 (318 amino acids)
Source: RefSeq, a predicted model, not a curated record